This is a messenger RNA of Angiostrongylus costaricensis, 2670 nucleotides long. NCBI's taxonomy places the organism in Eukaryota, Metazoa, Nematoda, Chromadorea, Rhabditida, Metastrongylidae. The record is from the annotation of a GenBank genome assembly.
AUGCUCCCACCGCUUCUUUUUGAGGCAUCGUUCAAAAUCAAUGCUCAUAUGUUUUUUGCAAAACUUCGCCUAAUCGUUUCAUUAACUACCAUCGUCUACUUUGAAACAUUGCUGAUCGCUUCAGGAUUUAUGCUUCCAGUGCUUGUUCAGACUCAAAAAUUCAAAAUUUCAGCGGUCUUGAUCUUCGUCACAAUAAUCGUUGCCACUGAUCCAGUGGCAGUCGUUGCAAUCCUGGAACAAUAUGGUGCUCCUCAUCGCUUGAAAAUUCUGAUUGAAGGCGAAUCGCUUCUUAAUGACGGCCUUGCCUUGACUACAUAUAGCACUCUUCUCGAAUUGGGCAUUUCUGACCAUAUCAACAUACCAGAGCAGCUCUUCGUUCUCUUCUUGAACGUCGUCAUCUCUCCAGUUAUGGGUAUUAUCGCUGCAAAAACCGUCUCGUGGAUCGUCUGCAGACUACGGGAGAAUAAGAAACGACAGGCAUUCAUUUUGGUGUCGGUGUACGGAGUGUUCAUGCUAUGUGAUAAGUGCUCUUGUUCACCUGCCCUUGGCCUGUGCACAUUCGGAAUUAUGCUGAGUUCACAUAGGGAAGCAAUUGCACCAGAGACAUCUGAAGUGGCGUUAGAACUAUGGGCAACUAUGGGCUACUGGGCGAAUAACGUAAUAUUCAUAUUUGCCGGUUUUUUUGUAGGUACCGAAAUGUUCCCGGACACAGCUUACCACCAGCUACAAGGUUCUGGCUAUUUGGAAGUCGACAUUGAAGAUAUGAUGACUUUUAUCGAAGGACUUCUGCUUGCACCUAUACCACUGUUUGCCAGAAUCGCCUCAGUGUACAUCUUUUACAAGUACUACGGAAUUAUUUCUAAACAACCACUUCCUCCAAGAGCAGAUUUCACAAUACUCGCCUAUUCUGGUCUACGAGGAGCUCUUGGUCUGAUUUUGGCUAUGGAGCUGCAUAAUAAAGGCAUGACUUUCUCCAGUUUGGCAACGAAGGAGGGUUCCACGAAACGUUCCAAGUAUGUGAGGGACACAUGUGUGCGUCUUUGUCGUUUUCUUGACGUCAAAAUUCGCGAAGCCCUAAACGUGAUGCGGCUGAACCGCAGCAGAUAUCUGGUCGGAACGAAUUGGCAUGUCGUCAAGAAGCAGACAACCGACUGCCUUAAAAAGCAUGAAGCACAAAUGGAGAAUGAGAUGAUGCAACAACAGGAUGAAACCGCACUUGAGGAAAUCACUGGUCCUGGUAGCAAGGAGAGGUUGCAGCAUGGAGAUGUUGUGGACGCUCGCACCGGCUAUUAUGGAAUACUUUUGGCUCGAGUUCACGACUCGUGGAAGCGUGGGGCCAUUAGCGGUUGCUCUGCACAUAUCGUCAUCUCGAUUCUGGAGCAUGGUAUCGACGAAGGUCAGAUCACAGCCGACGACAUCGAGCACUAUCUAGCUGCUGUUGACUUUAAUUGCUUCGAAAGAGUGAUGUUCAGGAUUUCCGAAGGAUUAUUUCUCUGGAUUUGUCACGAUACGUGGCUGAAUCGUUUUGCUGAAAUUGGCAACUGUCCACUUGUGUCAUUAGUGAAGACCGACGACAUCCAUUACGCUUCUUCGAGGCCGUUUGAGAAAUGGUGGAUAUUUGCCACGGAAAUCAUGUGUUUCUACUGUGUAUUCCUUGCUUAUGUGAAUUUUGAUGAUGCCGGUGACGUCACUCGGGCUGUGAUCUACCUAUUCCUAAUGGUGAUAUGGAUUAUGAAUGUGGUUGAAACGCUGUAUAUUAUUCACACGAACAAAAACGAUAGCAAAUCAGCAAGUGGAAAUGUGUUGAUGCGAGCACGCAUUCGUCUCGCUGUCUUCUACUACCUCCAUCAUUUAAUGAACGAAACAAAAAUCUCACGCGAUCUUUUCAGCGAAGCCGCCUAUAAGAUCGCUCAAGCAGAGGGAAAAUUAUUUAAUAUGCUUGUUGAAGGGCUAAUGCGUCUAGAGCUGAAAGAAAACGCAGCCGAGAUCGAUGUCGUAUCAGUGAUAAAAACUAGACAAGCCGUGAGAAUGAUGAGCUAUCAGUUCGAAACCAUAUUGAAUUCAUUGAAGACCGAGGGUUUCAUGCCGGCCGACUCUAAGGAAAAGUGGAGCGAAGUGGUAGCUGAUCUUCGUGACAGCGCAGACCGAAUCCUCUGGAUACCAAGCCUAUCAUUUAAGGUCACUGAGUGGAUUCCACUGAAUAAAUGUCGCCAUCGACACUACGAUACUCAUGUCGUUCAGGGAGAAUUUAUUGCCGAAAGAAAUAUUCUUAGGUACGAAACAACGACAUACUGCGAAAUGGUGGAAGUGAGCGCUGAAAUCAUUGGUGAGGUGGUGAAGGCAGAACCUGCAGUUUACACGAUUGUUAGUAACAACGUUCAGGCUGAAAGACUAAUGAUCGAACUGCGACAUACUAGGAUAUGUUGGACCCAGAUCACCCUAGUUGCACCUUGUGCGGCUGUCGACGGUUGUCUUCACAUUAGAGGACCGGCCGAUCUUUGGGUAGAACCUGCGGACCCGCGAGCGCCCGGCAUGGUGUUUUUCGAGAAACGACGCAUAGAAGAAGGGGUCGAGUGUUCAGCACGUAACAACUCCACAAUAUCAUUCAUCCACUACGGCCCAUCACGAGUAAGUGAACUACGACCAGUAACUCGAAGAGACUGCCAUUGA